AUGUUAUUUAAAACACGAGAAUGGUACUCAACUGGCGAUAACUCAUUUCCAAUCUUUAUAUGGCUCACUGAUAUCAACGACGACAACAGAUCCGAUAUAAUUGUGGCUAAUCAAAAUGCAGACAAUAUUAGUGUUUUCGUCAACAUUCAAGGUACUAAUUUUCGUGAACGAAUAACUUACUCAACUGGACUUGCAUCACGUCCGCAAUAUAUAUCAGUCGUAGACGUCAAUGAUGAUGACAAGCCAGAUAUUAUUGUUGCAAACAAUGGAGGACAUAAUGUUGGUGUUUUGCUCAAUAAUGGUUCUGGUCAGUUUCACGCCAUACAAAUUUAUUACACUGGGUCCGAAACAUAUCCACCAGCAGUUGCAGUGGCUGAUGUUAAUAGCGAUAAAAAACCCGAUAUUAUCGUGACAAACCAAAAUAAGAACACUAUCGGUGUUUUCCUAAACGAUGGUCAUGGGCAAUUUCCGCAUCACAAACAUUUCUCGGUUCCGUAUGGUUACGGCGUGACGUGUCCGCAAGUAGUGGAUGUCAAUGGCGAUACUCAUCCUGAUAUUAUUGUCGCGAACUCUGGCGGAGCUAGUCUUGGUAUUUUCUUUAAUUCCGGCAAUGGAACAUUUACUAAUUGGACAACAUUUUCAACUGGAAUAGAUUCGCAACCAAGACCUGUAUUUGUGGUUGAUGUGAACGGUGAUAAUAAACCUGAUCUUAUUGUGGGUAACUUUAAAGCGAGCAAUGUUGGAGUUUUUCUCAAUGUUGGCAAUGGUAAAUUUCUUAAUCAGACAAUAUAUUCAACUGGACGCGAUUCACAACCACGAUCGGUGUUUGUAGUUGAUAUAAACUGCGACAAAUUACCUGACAUUAUCGUUGCCAACUCUAAUGGAAGGAACAUUGGUAUUUUUCUCAAUUUUGGUGAUGGUAAAUUUCAGCCUCAAAUGACGUAUGCAACAGGAGUUUCCACAGAACCGCGUUCUGUAGUAGUGGGAGACGUCAAUGGCGACAACAAAUUGGACAUUAUUUUUUCGGAUGCUGCUAAUGAUCAGAUUGUUAUCUUAAUACGUUCUUGA
Messenger RNA from Adineta steineri, 1068 nucleotides. Lineage: Eukaryota; Metazoa; Rotifera; Eurotatoria; Adinetida; Adinetidae. The record is from the annotation of a GenBank genome assembly.